Messenger RNA from Dermatophagoides pteronyssinus (European house dust mite), 3950 nucleotides. RefSeq lists its product as uncharacterized. The record is from RefSeq and is a predicted model, not a curated record. Gene Ontology annotation, biological process: DNA damage checkpoint signaling; positive regulation of transcription by RNA polymerase II. NCBI's taxonomy places the organism in Eukaryota, Metazoa, Arthropoda, Arachnida, Sarcoptiformes, Pyroglyphidae. Gene Ontology annotation, molecular function: histone binding. Gene Ontology annotation, cellular component: nucleus.
UCUUCAGCAUCAUUAUCAUCAGUAUUAAAAUAUCCGAUAUGAUGGAUCAUCAUCAACAUAAUAAUAAUAAUCAACAUGGACAUCAUGAUCUUCAACAACAACAUCAUAUUGGACAUCAAUAUGUUCAUUCUCAUCCUUUAACACAUCAUCAACAAUCAACAACAUCUUAUUAUCAAUCGAAUGUUAUCGAUCCCUAUAUGACCGAAUCACAUUUACAAUUACAUGGUGAUAAUUCAACAACAACAACAACAACUAGUCAUCAAUCUACAUUAAACGAUAAUAAAAAUACAAAUAAACAACAACAACAAAAAUCACUUGGUUCACCAUCACAACAACCAUACAAUUCAUUGUCAAUAACAGCAAUGUCACCAACAUCUAUAUCACCUGUUUUACAGCAUCAAGUUCAUCAUCAUCAUCAUCAACAACAACAACAACAGCAACUUCAUCAUCAAACAACAUUAUCACCAUCAUCAUCAUCAUCGUCAGCAAAUAUAAUCGAUUUACCACAAAUUGGUCCACAAAAUCGACAGAUUCCAUUUAAUAAUAAUAACAGCAACAGUAGUAGUAAUAGUAAUAGUAAUCAUCAUUAUGAAACACCACCAUUAACAAUAACAACAUAUCAACCAACUGGAAGUCCAAUUGCCGGAUCAUUAUCAUUAUCAACAUCAACAUCAUCAUCGGCUACACCAUCACCAUUACCAAUGAUAACUGAUGUUUCAAGUGGAUCAUCGAUGGUGUUAAAUCAUCAUCCUCAUCAUCAUCAACAACAUAAUUUUAUCAAUGAAAGUAUAUCAACAUCAUUGACACAUAUAUCGGAAACAACAUCAGAUGCUAAUGAAACAAAUUAUGCUAUUACACCACCACCACUACCAUUACAAUCGACCAAUCAUUUAAAUCAUCAUCAUCAACAACAACAACAGAAUAUUGGUCAUCAUCGUCAUCAUUUAAUGAAAAAUUCAACACCACAUAAUUAUCAUGGCUCAAUGGCCGGUUGGAAUCAUAAUCAUCAUUUAAAUCAUCACCAUAAUCAACAACAACAGCAACAACAUCAUUCUGUUACACCUGAUACACCAUCAUCACUGCCAUUAUCAUCAAAUUUGAAUGCUCAAACACGAAUCACAAAAUCAUCAUUAUCAUCAAUAAAUCCUGCAUAUUCAUUACAACAACUUGAUAGCAAUGAUUGUUUUCCAUUCAUUUCAACCGAACAGAAUAGUUCAACAUUUUUAUCUACAUCCAUAAAUAAUAGUCCGAUUAAUAAUAAUAAUAAUAAUCAAAAAAAUGAUUCAACAUUUAUGGUUAAAACAGCUAUUAUGAAUCGAAAAUUUCUCAACAACAACAACAACAAUCUACAGCAUAAUCAACAGAUCACUCAACCAUUGUUGAUCAAUAAUGAUGAUCCAACAACAACGAUACAACAACAACAACAAAAACAACGAUCAACUGGCAACAAACUUGCAAAUGAUAAUGAUGAUGAUAUGAAAAAUCGUCUAUUUGAACGUAGACAUUUAAUAAUAUUUAAAAUUAUUGAACAACUAGUCGAUCCAACCAGUAAAACAAUAGUGAAAGAAAAUGUUCAAAAAAAUGAAGAAAUUAUUAUUGAUAUUGGUCAUACCUCAUUUGAUGAUUGGAAUAAUAGCCAUAAGAAUCAUCAGAAUAAUGAUAAUUCAAGUAAUAUAAAUAAUAGUACAUUAUUAAGUAAUCGAUCUCAUGGUGGUGGUAGUUCAGGUCUUUUAGCUGAUGUUAGUAAUUUAACAAUGAAUACUAAAAAUUCAUCUUGUUCAUUGAUUGAUUCACCAUCGAUAGUAGUGGCAACAUCAUCAUCAUCAUCAUCAUCAUCACCAUCAGUUGAUAUGAUAAUCGAUGAAGAUGUGAAAUCAUCAUUGAAAAAAUCAGAUCAAAUAACAAAACGUUCAAAAGAUUUAUCAACAAAAAAAUCAGCUAAAUCAAAUGAUAAUGUUGAUCAUCAUCAUCAAUUAGUUGAUGAAAGUAAAGAUAAAGAAGCAGCAACAGCAUUAUUAUCAUUACAAAAAACACCAAUAAAACAAUCAACCAUUGAUUUACCAUCGACAACAACAACGAUAGUUACCGCCGAUGAUGAUGAUGAUCGAUUACCACAAACAGUGGAAUUGAAAAAAUCCAACGAUACAGCAGCUAGCAACAAUAUUGUGAUUGAACGUUUGAAACCAGGUAUGAAAAUAAUGGCCAAAUGGAAAGAUAAAAAUUUCUAUCCAGCCGAAACGAUAAAACAAAAUGAAACACAUCGUUGGAUGGUACGUUUUGAAGAUAAUGCAACAAGAAAUUUAUUUGAAAAUGAAAUUAUUCGUAUUGAACAUCUUGUCGGUAUUAAGAAUCAAGAAUUAAUGGUAAAAAUAUCGGAUGAAUUAUGUAAAGCAUCGAUAGUGAAAAAAAUGAUAAAAUUAGAUGAUAAAAAUUAUCAAUUUGAUUUAGAACAUUCAGAUGAUGAUGAUCGUACUAAAGUGAUUAAACAAUAUCAAUUAAAAGAUGUAUUUCUUUAUGGUGAACAAGGUACAAUAUUGUUGAAUCAAUUUUCCAAACCAUCAAUGAUGGCAGCUGUUUUUGCUGAUGUUGAUUUGGAUAAUAUUGUUUCGGGUAAACGUUCACGUAAUAAUAAUAGUAAUAAAAAAGAAGAUGAAAAAAAGAAAUCAACUAUUGUUGAAACGUCUGAUAGCAUGUCCGAUAAUGUUGCUGCAACAAUUCCAACGAAAAAACGUAAAACCAUCAACAAUAUUAGCAGCAACAACACCAAAAGUGAUCAUCGAUCAUCCACCACUGUAACAUCGAAUAAUUCAACUACAACAAAUCGAACAUUAAAAAGUCAUAGCCUUUCAAAUCAUUCAUUGAAAACAUCAUUAUCAUCGAAUCGAUUUACAUCAUCAAUUGGACAUUAUCAUGAAAGAUCAUUAUCAUUAUCACCACCACCACCAUUACGAUUAACCCGGUCGAUUGAAUUGACCAUUCCGCAAAAUGAAUUGGAAAAAAUAUUCGGUCCAAUACCUAAAUCUGGUUCCAGAUUAUUUCAAAAUUUUGGUUUUAUAUUGACUUGUGGAAAUAAUUUCAACAACAAUAAUAACAAUAUCAAUAAUAAUAAUAAUAAUAAUUUUAAUGAUGAUGGUUUACUUGAUUCGAAUGAUUCGGAUUCAAAUCCUGAAUGUUCAACACCAUUUGAUAAAACAUAUCUUAUUAAACAGAUUAUCAAUGGUAAUGGUAAAGUUUAUGAAUCAUAUGAAGAAAUGAAGAAAUCAUCAAAUGAAUGUGUUUGUAUAGCGGAUACAUAUUCUAGAUCGAUUAAAUUUAUUCAAUGUUUGGCCGGUGGUAUAUCGAUUGUUAGCCAUCAAUGGAUUAUUGAAUGUUGUCGUCAAAAUCGUAUACUUGAUCGUGAAUCUUAUAUAUUACCAGCUGGUUAUAGUAUCAUAACAAAUGCAUUAUCAUCCGAUAAGAGUACAUUCAAACGAAGUUCGGUUCUAUUUAAAGGUGCAAAAUUUUAUUUCGGUUCAGAUCAACCGGAUAAAUUAAAACAGCUUUGGUCACCAGUAUUGUUAGCUGCACAGGCAACUAUUGUACCAAAUGAUCCAAAUAUUCAUAAUACAUUACAACGUGGCCAAAUCGAUAUUGUGAUUGGUGAUGCUAGUUGCCCAAAUGGUUUAAUACAAAAAGCUAAACAGCUUAAAAUACCGAUUGUUGCAAGUGAAUAUAUUGUACAAUGUUUGAUCAAUGGACGUAAAUUAUCAUAUGAUGCAUCACCAUCGUUUUCCUACUUACAUAAAUAAAAAAAUGAAAAAUGAAGCCCUAAAAAACGAUUCCAUUUACACACACAUCUUGAUUUUUUUUUCAAAUUAACCAAAAACAUCCACUCUCUCAUCGUAUGUCACACACUCAUCUGGUCUUUUUUUUAUCCAUUUCUUUUUUCUUUUUGGCUAUAUAUUUAAUAA